Leptopilina heterotoma is the source of this 6343-nucleotide messenger RNA. Its product is annotated as fatty acid synthase-like. The coding region runs from base 269 to 6202 and encodes 1977 amino acids. NCBI's taxonomy places the organism in Eukaryota, Metazoa, Arthropoda, Insecta, Hymenoptera, Figitidae. Gene Ontology annotation, molecular function: fatty acid synthase activity; oxidoreductase activity. The record is from RefSeq and is a predicted model, not a curated record. The transcript is spliced from 14 exons. Gene Ontology annotation, biological process: fatty acid biosynthetic process.
CAAAAAGCAAAAGUCAACCAUUAAUGAACGUCAUUCGUUAUUCGUCUAUCGGUUCUAUCGAAGGUAUUACGUGAAAAACAAGAAAAUAACAAACCAUCAAAAGUGUUAAUAAUUUCGUGCGAUCUUCACCGAUCGCAUGAAUGUAUUCUAAUUUUCUCUUAUUUUAAAUUACCGACAACUCAAAAAAAAAAACAAAUUGAUAUAUUUUUCUUAAUUUAAUUGUUGUGAGAUAGAAAAUUAAAUUUUGUUAAGAAGCAAAAAAAAAAAAAUGGAACCAAUAAUGACGGGAGAUGAAAUAGUGAUAUCGGGAAUAUCAGGAAAAUUUCCAAACAGUGAAAAUGUUAAUAAAUUGCAAAAUAAUCUUUUAAAUAAAAUUGACUGUGUUACUGACAGCAAAGUCCGAUGGAAUUUCGAACAUCCAGAUGUACCACCGCGAAUUGGUGUUAUGAAAAGUAUUGAUACAUUCGAUCGUAUAUUUUUUGGAAUUCAUGGAAAAUUGGUGGACUGUAUGGAUCCAAUGGUAAGAAUGAUGAUUGAAACAACAUACGAGGCAAUAACGGAUGCUGGAAUUAAUCCAAAAGAAUUAAAAGGAAGUAAAUCGGCCGUUUUCACCGGUAGCAGUUUUUCAGAAUCGGAAAAAACAUUCUUCUUCGAAAAAUUAGAGCAAAAUGGAUUCGGUUUACUGGGAGCUAGUAGGGCAAUGUUGGCAAAUCGACUUUCGUUUUUUUUCGGUCUCACUGGACCAAGUGUUAAUGUCGACUCUACCUGCUGUGGAGGUAUGACUGCUCUAGAUCAGGGAAUAGCAGCACUUAGAGAAGGAAGGGCCGAAAGCGCAAUUAUUGGUGCCAGUAAUGUUGUUCUACAUCCGAACAUAUCCUACCAAUUAUUCCAAUUAGGACUUUUAUCGCCCGACGGGAUUACAAAAUCAUUCGACAAUAAAGCUAAUGGUUAUACACGCAGCGAAGGACUUGUUGUACUCUUCCUACAAAGGGCGCGUGACGCUAAACGAAUUUAUGCCGAGGUCAAAAGUGCACGCAUGUUUUUUGGAAAUGUCAACGAUAAUUAUCCAUUUUUCUUACCAACUCACGAUUCUCAAUCGAAAAAUAUGCAAAUGACAUUGAAGGAAGCAGGUCUUUUGGGAAAGGAUAUUUCAUAUGUAGAAGCCGACGGUUCAGGUAUUAAGGACAUGGAUGCCGAGGAAGUAAAAGCAAUCGACGAGGUUUACAAUGUGGGACGACAUUCGCCUCUUUUGAUUGGAUCUAUCAAAUCUAACAUUGGAUCAUGUUCGGCUACAAGUCCACUUAAUGGAAUUAUUAAGGUUAUCACGGCAAUGGAAAAAGGAUUCAUUCCACCAAACUUACAUUUUAAAGAAACGCCUGAUAAAAUUCCGGCCAUUAAAGAAGGUCGUUGUAAAGUGGUAACGGAACUAACUCCCUGGACUGGAGACUAUGCAGUCGUUAAUAGUUUAGCAUUAAGUGGUGCUAGUGCCAAUGUUGUAUUAAAAAAUUACAAAAAAGAUAAGAAGAACGGAGGAAAACCAGACGACAAUCUUUCCCGACUAGUAACAGUAUCUGGAUGUACAGAAGAAGCUGUUGACGUCCUUCUGAGCGAUUUGGAAAGCCGACCCGCGGAUGUAGAAAUGCUUCAACUUUUGUACGAUGUAUUCGAUACUGAAAUACCAGCUCAUUUAUAUCGAGGUUAUACAUUACUUCCUCCUGAUGGAUUAGUAAAAAAUAAAACACGAGAGAUUCAAUUUAAUACCGGACUCAAGAGGGAAAUAUGGUACAUGUUUUCUGGCAUGGGUUCACAAUGGGUUGGAAUGGGAGAAGCAUUAUUGGAAAUACCAGUUUUCGCAGAAGCUAUAAAAAAAUGCGACCGUGUCUUAAAACCAAGAGGCAUCGAUAUUGUGCGUAUUAUUACAGAAAAGGACCCAAAAAUGUUUGACAACAUUGUCAAUUCAUUUGUUGGAAUUGCUGCUAUUCAGAUUGGCUUAGUAGAUGUCCUAGACUCGGUGGGACUGAAACCAGAUUUCUUAAUUGGACAUUCUGUUGGAGAACUAGGUUGCGCUUACGCUGAUGGAUGUUUUACAGCAGAACAAAUGGUCCUUGCUGCAUUAAGCAGAGGAUUAGCAUCAGUAGAAACAGAAAUGCCAAGAGGUUCUAUGGCAGCAGUUGGUCUAGGCUAUGAAGAAAUACAAAAUCUCUGUCCAACUGAUAUUGAUGUAGCAUGCCACAACAGUUUAAGCAGUUCCACUAUCAGUGGUCCGGCAGAUUCUAUGAAAGCCUUCGUCGCACAUCUAACAGAUAAGAAAAUUUUUGCCAAAGAAGUCGCAUGCAGUAAUAUUGCCUACCACAGCCGAUAUAUUGCUCCCGCAGGUGAAAAGUUAAAAAAAUACCUUCAGGAGGUAAUUCCUAAUCCCAAACUUAGAAGUAAUCGCUGGGUAAGUAGUUCAGUACCACGUGAUGAAUGGAAUUCAGCAAGGGCUCGACUAUCCUCUGCAGAAUAUCACACAAAUAACCUUUUAAAUGCUGUUCUCUUUGCCGAAACUGCAAAAUCUAUUCCAUCGAAUGCAGUUGUUAUCGAAAUAGCCCCCCACGGCCUUCUACAAGCGAUCGUUAAGAAAUCAUUACCAGAGAAUGUUCUCAAUGUACCCUUAACCAAACGAGGUCAUCCAGACAAUGCAUCAUUUAUUUUUACUGCUUUGGGAAAAAUAUACAACGCUGGUUACAACGUUAAAAUUUCGAAUCUUUAUCCUAAGGUCAAUUAUCCAGUAUCACGAGGAACACCAUCAAUUUCCUCAAUAAUUCGAUGGGAUCACUCAGCUAAUUGGUACACUAACUUUUUCAAGCAAGCAAAUGAAGUAAAGGAAGGAGAAAUGAAAUUCACAAUCAAUUUGAAAGACGAGAAGUGGAAAUAUUUGGAACAUAAUAAAAUUGAUGACAAAGUGAUUGUACCCUCUUCUCUUUAUUUAACACUAGCAUGGGAAGUUCUAAAAUCCCUAAAAGAAAAAUCUGAAGAAUCCGUUGUUUACGAAAACAUAAAAAUUCAUAAGCAUCAAGUAGAAUUAUCAAAAGACAAAAAUAUCGAGUUAGUUGUUAUGGUGCAAAAAGGUACCGGUAGCUUUGAAAUAACAAAUAAUGAAGAAUUACUCUGCUCUGGAAUCAUACAAACUACCAAUAACCCCAAUCAGGAAUGCAGUUUAAUUCCUAAAACGGCUGAUAAAGAAUAUCAAGAUCUAAGUGAAAGUGACAUUUACACAGAGUUGCAGAUGCGAGGUUUAAAAUACUCAGGUUUAUUUAGAUGUAUACGUAAAGCAUCAGGGAAUGGAAGCAAUGGGGUUAUGGUAUGGAAAGAUGAUUGGACAGCAUUUUUAGAAGGAAUGAUUCAAAUGCAUAUCCUUGGAAGUGACACUAGAAAAGCACAAGUGCCAAUCACAAUAAGAAAAGUUAUUAUUAACUUAAAAUUACAAAAAGAAGUUGUUUAUAAGUUAGAAGAAAUUCCUGUCACAGUGUACAGAGGACAAAAAACAGUUAAUGCAGGUGGUGUACAAAUGGAAGGAAUUGCCCAUAGGUUGAUACGACAGGAAACGUAUAAAAAUAAUGUUAUUACAGAGAAACUUCAAAUUGUUCCUGGUACAGACGGAGCGCCAUCUAGUUUAACAGAGAUCUUGAAGAUAACUAUUCAACUUUUACAAGACAAUUUGAAAACUUCAAAUCUAAUUCAUAUUGUUAAUGAUGAAAGUACAGAUUCAAAGAAUGUAAAGCAAGUGUUGGAAAAUAUUCUUCAAGACAGUGCGGAAAGUAAAAGACAUAAAGUAGAUGUAGUUUCAUCAACGUGGUUAACGAGGAAUAAAUCAGAUUUUAGUGACAUUGCACUCUUGAUCCUUUCUAAUAUUGAAAAAUAUACUCCCGAAAAAAUUUCCAAUAUCAUCUCAGACGGUAAAUUUGUAUUAGCAUUUACAGAAUCAAAAAACGUAGAUACUGUUCUAAAAAUGGUACAUUCUGUGGGCGCAGGUCUUGUACUUAAAAAAUAUCCAUCAAACAAUCAAAUCGCCUUGCUUUUGAGACAAAAGCAAACUACAAGCAAGAUAACUGUUUUGGAUAUCAAUGAUAGCAAAGAUUGGUCGAGUCAAAUAAAAACAGUACUGAGAUCUAAAGAUUAUGACCGUUUAAUAAUUGCCAUCAGAUCAAAACAGUGUUCCUAUAUAUGCAAAAACAUUGAAGUUCUUCAAAAAGAACGAAAUGGACAUAAAAUUCAAAUUGUAGACAUACUGGAUCCAAAAGUUUCCAAUUUCUCUUUAGAUGAUUCAUUAAUUAGCUCGCAUAUGAAUCUCGAUUUGAAAAUGAAUAUUCUCCUGCCGGGUAAAAUUUGGGGAACAUACACGCAUACUCCAAUUGCCUCCAAUGUUUGUCAAGCGGAAAACUGGAAUGCUAAACAAAUGAAAAGUUCUGAUUUGGAGUCAAUUAAGUGGGUUGAAGGAAUUUCUAAGAGAUCUGAAGACGCAAUUAAAGUCGAAUACUCUUCAGUUAAUCAAAGUGACAUACUGUCGGCAAGUACAAAAACUUUAUCAAAAGACUAUGAAAAAAAUAGACUCGAAAUUAGAUCAUUUGGACAAGAAUAUUCUGGAAUUAAUGCACAAGGAAAAAGAGUAAUGGGAAUUGUUGAAAAUGCUGCAUUUUCAAAUUACAUAGAAAGCAAUAUUAAUUUUACAUGGAAAUUACCAGAAAAUUGGUCAUUAGAAGAUGCUGCAACUGUACCUUUAGCAUACGCUACUGCAUAUUUGGCAUUGAUAAAAGGGGAACUAAAAAACAACGAAUCAAUUUUCAUCUACGAUGGCACUUGUUCCAUUGGACAAGCUGCCAUUAAUUUAGUAUCAAACGUCACAUCUCAAGUAUUCGCUGGAUAUACUACUAAUAACGACAAAAAAAAUCUAAAAGACAGCUUUUCAAAUAUUCCUGAAAAUCAUCUUAUUAGUACAUCAGGUACAUUUCCCGAUCAAAUCCUCGCAAAAACGAAUGGAAAUGGAGUGAAUGUUGUUAUAUAUAAUGGAGACGAUUUAAGUAAAAUAGAAACCUGUCUAAUGUGCGUUAAAAAUCAAGGAAGAAUCAUAGUUGUAGGAAACUUACAACAAGCAUUCAGUAAAUCAGUGGGAAUGGAAAUAUUUUUAAGAGAAAUUGGUAUAUUCUCUAUAGUUACAAAGAAAAUAAUUAAUCUUGAUUUAGCAACGAAAAAGAAAUUAUCACAAUUAAUUGAGAACGGAUUAUUAAACCGAACUGUUAAACCGCUACCCAGAUGUGUCUACUCAAGGGAUCUGCUGAAGGAUGCAUUUAUUCACGGAGCUUCUAAAAAAGUUUUUGGAAAAAUCCUUGUUAAGAUACAGCCAGAAGAUGGAAGUAAUAUAGCUCCUUCAAUACAUCGUUUCUCGUGCAAAAGCGAAGCCUCCUACUUGAUAAUUGAAGGAUUAAGUGACUUUGGACUGGAACUAGUCGACUUUCUAGCGGUUAGAGGUGCCAGAAGUAUCGUCAUAGCUUCCGAAUCAAAAAGUACCAGAGCUUUUAGUAAUCACCGGAUAAGUUUGUGGAGAAGUUACGGAGUUUCAGUUACAAUUCGAGAAGAACUGGAUCUUACACAUCGUGAGAAUGGAAAUGCUCUUCUCGAGGAAGUUGGUACAUUUGGCACAGUGGAUGCAAUUUUCGAUCUUCAGCGCCUUGACAAUUCAUCAAGAAGGUCUUCCAAUGCAAAAUAUUUGUUCACCAAACACCUCUUUGAAGAAUCUAGGCAAAUGUGUCCUAACCUACGCCACUUUAUUAUCUUUUCAACAAGCAAAGUUAUCGGUGAAACCAUUGAUGACUUUUUAUUACGUGAAGUUGAAUUGACAAAAAUUUGUCAACCAAACUCAAAAGGAGUUACAGGACUUUUGAUUCUCUUGGGACCUGUUUCUGGAAUUGCGGAAAAAACAACUGAAUACGAGAGAAAUGUACCACUCUUAUCUAUUUAUAGUAUUAUUAAACAAUUGGAUAUAUUAACUGGAUCAAAUACCUCUAUUGCGUCUGUUUAUCAUAAAUCAGAAGAUGAUACCGAAAAGGUGCCAGAACAUUUCCACGCCGUUAAAGAAACAGAGAAAUCAAAAUUUGUUAAAUAUAUUAAUUCAGAUCAAUCUUUAGGGACAUUCUCUAGGUAUAAAAUUACAGACGAAAAUUAAUGAUUAAAUUAAUUUAAUUUCUUUAAAGGAUCAGUUUGAGAAAUAUUAAUAGUUGCUUAGUACAUACAUACGACGUCUACUAUUAACCAAAAAAUAUUUUUUAUAAUUUUUUGGAAUAAAACUAUUGAUUGUAUGAAAUAG